This is a messenger RNA of Ruditapes philippinarum (Manila clam), 1976 nucleotides long. RefSeq names its product UPF0547 protein C16orf87 homolog. The record is from RefSeq and is a predicted model, not a curated record. NCBI's taxonomy places the organism in Eukaryota, Metazoa, Mollusca, Bivalvia, Venerida, Veneridae. The transcript is spliced from 5 exons. Bases 112 to 687 code for a protein of 191 amino acids.
GGUUAAAUAUUUCAAGCGUUUCAAUACUAGGAAGAUUUUUUGUUUAUUUUCUUUGUUUUAUAUUUGAUUUUUGCGUCUAUAUAUAAGUCUAUUUGAUCACAGUUGUUCAAAAUGAGACGAAAUUCAACAAAAACUGAACGUUCUAGGUCAGAUUUUAAAGUGGUGAAGAAAUGCACUGAAUGUAGUAAAGAGAUUCCAGUAGCUUGCAAAAUGUGUCCACUGUGUAAAUGUUACGUAACUCCAGCAAAAUCUGUCAAAACUCCAAAAGAUGAUGACAAAGAGGUUGAUGCUAAGAUACGAAGGACAGAAAGAAUUCGUAGAGAAAGACCCGACUUCUUUAAUGCCAUGAAAGUUGAUAAUCAGUUUAAAAAGAAAAGGAAAAGAAAAGAGAGUACAGCCAGUAUAUCUAGUAUUGGUAGCACAAGUACAGCACCUAAACCUACCACAAUCCCAGUGAAGGUUCCCACAGAUGAUGCUGAUGCUCCAAAGAGAAGAAGAGGUCGGCCGAAAAGUGUUGCUAGUGUAUGUGCUAGUAUAGAUCCUUCAGAUAAAGGUUCAGAAACAAAAUCACCUCUACCAGAAGAAGACUGGUAUGCCAACCUUCCACCAGAGAAAUUCAUGCAGUACAAGAUAAUUCUGGCAGAAAUCAACAGGAAGUUCUCUACACAAAAUUUCAAACCAGUCUGAGGAAAAAAUGAAAACCAGAGCUUAAUUUGAAACAUAGACUGUGAUUAUUUCUUAUGUAGAAAUCAUAGUGAAAUUGACUAUGUUCACUUUUGAAAAAGAGUUUUUCAAGGACCAAAAUGUGUUCAUUUAAAAACUAAGGAGAAAUUGUCUUGCAGAAAUGGUGUAAAUCAGUGCAAUAUGUUAAUUUAGUGGAUGUUGAAUAUAAUAAUAUAAGAGCCUGUUUUAACAAGAUAAAAAUGUGUAUACUUAUGAAUAUGCAUAAAUUUUAUAUAUGAAAAUGUAUUCAGAUAUUGUAUUGCCCAAGAUGCAUAUAUUUAACCGAAAUUAAAUUCCUGGAGAAAAGAACUAUAUUUUUUCUUGGCAACAUUGUGAAAAUGUUUACACAUACAUUGUUAUGACUUUAAACUGUGUGUAAAUUGGAGUAUUUCACAUGUAGAAAUUUUGGCCUCUGCAUAACUAGAUGCACCUUUAAUUUACAUAUCUAAUUUAGUUACAGUUAUUUUGAUAAACAAUGUAUCACUAUGUAACUAAAAGUGGAAUAAUCGGGUCAUGAUGUCAAGUUGUACACAGACACUUAUAAAAACUUGUAUUUCUUUGAGAAAAGUGUCAUUUUUAUAUGUUUAUGGACCAGAAUGCGUUAGAGGAUAUUGCCAAUUUAUAGUAUUUUUUAAGAGGGUAUAAAACUAUAUCUAUUGUAAUGUUUGUUAAUUUUAUAAUUGCAUAUGGAGUAAUGUUGUUCAAAAUCUUACGUUUUUAUUUAGACAUCAGAUAUAUAACUUUUUACUUUUUGAAGGGAUAUCACUGAGGUUUUUUUAACAUGACAGGACAGGAAUUUAAAAAAAAAAUUGUCCCACUUGACGAAUAAUCUUUUUAGAAAAUCAUUUGCUCAAGUUGAGGAACUAACACACAAAUGAAAAGCAUUCUAAAGGUUUUAAUUCAAAUCGGUUAUGAAUGACACAAUUUUUUUGGGGGGGAUUUAUUAAUUCUGAGAAUAUUUCUUUGUAACCUUGUGUACAUUUUCUGUUUUAAGUGCCCAAGUAGAUCUAUAUAGGAAUUUUGAAUUUUGUUUUCAUAUUUUUGGACCUCAGUGGAGCGCCUUUUAAGUUGGAAACUUUGUAACAGAAUAAAAUAGAAAGUGGUGUGUAGUAUUUGUAAAAACAUUUUUAUGCUGUAGUUGUAUAUAUUUUCUCUCUCAAAUUUUGUUUUUGUGAUAAUUAUAUUGUUUAUUGUAUUGAAGAUAUUGAUAAAACUUACAUUUUGAAAUAAAUGGAAUUUGAAAAGUUGUAUAA